This is a messenger RNA of Lytechinus pictus (painted urchin), 2994 nucleotides long. RefSeq names its product CUB and sushi domain-containing protein 3-like. The record is from RefSeq and is a predicted model, not a curated record. The coding region runs from base 245 to 2761 and encodes 838 amino acids. The transcript is spliced from 17 exons. NCBI's taxonomy places the organism in Eukaryota, Metazoa, Echinodermata, Echinoidea, Temnopleuroida, Toxopneustidae.
AAUCUAGGUUUGUUGAAUGUGCAUAAAUCUUGCUCGCUUAGAAGAUGUUGAUGGACAUGGUGCUGACAAAUAUAUCUUAGACGCCACCGGUAUAUAACUUCGUGUCUUUCUGAUUAAAAAAGAGAACAUAAUAGGAUCUGCAGGUACCUGGGCGUAGGAAACCUGGAGAUAGGCCUACUAAAUCUCAUGGCAGUCUCAUAUAUUGAAUAAUGCCAGCUCCCAAGGUCAUUCGUAGAGUGGAAAUAUGGAUAGAUGCAUGCAGCUCCUUCUUGUGAUUGUUGCCGGCGCACUUACCUUCGCUGGUGUGAAUUCAGAAUGCCUUUCGCCGAACGCUACCUGUUCAAACUGUACCUCCAGCCCCGGCCUCAACGAUGUAGACUCCUACCCUGCCAAUUCUUACAUAACAUGGAUGUGCAAUGAUGGAUUUGCAAUGGGUGGUGAUGCUGACGCCGUCGUUUGGGUUUGCGCAGAAGAUGGGGAGUGGCUGGGUGACGAACCUAAUUGCACAUUCAUCACGUGUCCCAGCCCUCCUGUCCCGGCCAAUGGCGAUAUUGAGAACGGGACUCAAAGGGACUUCUACACACCCGGUGACGUGAUCCAAUAUACAUGCAAUGCAAAUUAUUACUCAAAUAACACAGACCUAACCAGCACGUGCCUUCCAAGCGGUUCUUGGUCCAAUGUGGAACCAUACUGCUCAAUCAAUUGCAGUGAUAGUCAAAUUUCGUUCCCCGAACGCAGUACAUGCUUUGCAGUAUCCUCUGGAGUUAGCGAAUGGUCUGGUGCCAGGGAUUACUGCGAUAGAGAAGGGGGUUUCCUCGCUCUUGUCAAAGAUGAUGAAACUCAAACUUUUCUCAAUGAAACUUUAGCGGGGCUUAAUGAGCAAUUUUGGAUUGGUGGACAAGAAGGAAGGCAUUGGAAGUGGAGAAGAGAUGGGAGGAACAUAACGCGACUGUUUUGGAAAGAGGGAGAGCCGAGCAGCACCAGUGAGAAGUGCGUCGAGAUGAGAGACCUAAUUUACCGUCAGAAUUGGAAUGAUGAGAGUUGUGGAAACUCAGAAGGAAAGGGAUACAUAUGCCAAUUUAACAGCUCGGUAUGCUCUGGCGGCUAUUUGGAUCCGCAAAAUUACACGGCUCUCUACCGUGGAGACUGUUAUCAUUUCUUCAACAUCAGUUCUACAUGGAAUGGCGCAGCGACUGCCUGCGAAUCUCAGGAUGGAUACUUGGCUGAAAUCUUGGAUAUGAGCACACAGGAUUUCAUUUCAGCGGAGGUUAGGAGAGUGUAUGGAAAUGAAACAGAAUGGUGGAUUGGCGGCUAUGAAGAAGGAAAUGGAGAACCAAGGUCGUGGUUCUGGGUUGACAACACCAGAGUUUCAACCUUCCAGUGGGCAUCUGGGGAGCCGAACGACUUAUUUGGAAAUGACGAAUGCAUUGAGCUUUCAUAUGACAAAGACUUUAAAUGGAACGAUGAGCAAUGUAGCCAGCCUAGGCGAUUUAUUUGUCAGUUUGGUUUACCAACAUGUGGGGAUCCCGGGGAGCCGCUCCAUGGAUCCAGGUUGCCGUCGGAUACCCCCUCUUUCCUAGACGGAGCUACCGUAAACUACGAGUGUGACCCAGGUUACGAGGUCAAAGGAGACACCUUAGCUACGUGCAUGUUCAAUGGCAGAUGGGAUUCAGUGAGACCGGUGUGUGAAGCCGUUACUUGCCCAAAUUCGACUAUCGAAGUGCAAAACACUGCGAACGCGACGGUAUCCUCCAACGCGUAUCGAGGGGUAGCUGUCUAUACUUGCUCCACGGGUUACGUGCCCGAUGCCUCUCCAGUCAGUUACUGCCAGGCAGAUGGAACGUGGAGUAAUCCGAACUUUACCUGCACUCUUGCGAUGGCAGUACCAACUCAGCCCACAACCGAUGCCUUGACAACUUCUCAUAAAACAGACGAGGCUUCGACGACUUUCGCUGAUUAUACUACUUCACCCUCUAAUGAUAUGACGUCACAAAUCUCAGAUUCAACAACAGGCUCCUCAACUAUUGGAGCUUCUACAACUUACACUUCAGAAGAUCCGAAGACCGAUUCGCCGACCACGUCUUCCAAAACCGACAAGAUUUCUUCACUUCCUGACUCAUCUACUGCACAUACAACAAAGGAUUAUCCGGCUUCAUCUCCAAAAACUGACAAGAUUUCUUCAACUCCAGAAUCCUCUACUGCACCUACUGAAAAGGGGGAAAUAACCACCGAACCAUCUAACGGGGACCCGCAGCCAAAUAUUGGUGCAAUUGUUGGAGGUGUUUCAGCAGCAGUCAUCGUCAUCAUACUGCUGAUAUUGGCUGUUGCGUUAACCAAGAAAAGGAAAUCAAAUCGUGCGAAAGCUAGCGGGGCGCUUAUCCUGAGCGGCGAACCAGACACGAAAGCGGAGAAAAACACUUACUACAUGAGUGAGCUUGAGUCGCCUGGGAUAGUAGAGGAAGUAGACCAAGCAGGCUUUAGAGAAGAUGCAACAGGAAGUGGACAAAUAAAUGGACUCUAUGUCUCACAGGAACAACCCGGAAGUGCUUCAUCAGGGUCAAUCCCAAACUAUGCACGGGUCAAGAAAACUGAAAUGGUGGAAAACGAGUUGUACGGAAAAACUGGCGAAGACAACGGGUACUCUGGACGGAAGGCAUCUUACAAGGACUUUAAUAACUCUUCUACCUUUCCGACUGAUAUGAAUAACGCCCCCUACGAUGGUAUGGUUGAUAAUGAACUAUACGCCCCUGCCACUCGCUGAAGAGACACAGUUUUUUAGUCAAAUAUACACGUAAAUAUGCAUUCCGGAAAGGAGAGUAUCCUUAGCACGAACAAAUAUAUGCUUUGUGCACUUCAGCUAUGGCAGUAGACGCCAAUAUUAUUGUAUCUUUGACGCAUUUACACUAUAUCAUUUUUUAUUUCAAAUACAAAAUAUUCGUGUUCUCAAGUUGCACAAAAUAGAAUUUUGUUAAAUAAAAUUAAGUUUUAGAGUGG